Molecule: messenger RNA, 713 nt
Organism: Mangifera indica (mango)
Lineage: Eukaryota; Viridiplantae; Streptophyta; Magnoliopsida; Sapindales; Anacardiaceae
Product: 2S albumin seed storage protein-like
Exons: 1
Coding region: 44-520 (158 amino acids)
Molecular function (GO): nutrient reservoir activity
Source: RefSeq, a predicted model, not a curated record
CCAAAUCCCAGCAACAACCCACAAAAGCAUCAUCAUCGAACACAUGCAGCAAGAAAUGGCAAAGCUCUCUCUCCUUCUAGCUUCCUUCGCCCUCUUCCUCCUCGUGGCCAAUGCCUCUAUCUACCGCGCCACAAUCGAGAUCGAUGAAGAAAACUCCAGCCGCCACCACCACCACCAAAGCUGCCAAGAACAAAUCCAAAGGCAGCAGCAGCUCAGGCAGUGCCAACAGCACUUGAGGCAGGAGGUCCAAGGCCAACAAUCCUGGGACCUCCGUGGCAUAAUCAACCCACAACAACAACAACACCACCUUCGCCAAUGCUGCCAGCAGUUGCAGGAGUUGGACAACCGAUGCCGAUGCCAGGGAUUGGAGCAGGUCGUGAGGCAGCAGCUGCAGCAGGGACAACUGAGAGGUGAGGAGAUUAGAGAGGCCAUGGAAAUCGCCAGUGAGAUUCCUCGCAGGUGCAACAUUCAACCCAGGCAAGGGUGCGACCUCAAUUCACCCUACCAAUUAUCUUCUUAGAGGAGAAGCUUGAAACAAAAGAAUACCAAAGUUCACUUAGUGCUUCGGCAUUUUGGAUGCAGAGGAGGGUGACUAAUUUCUAGUAGAAAAAUAAAGCACAUUGUCGUGUGUGUUUGUGUGAGCGUCUUUGUUGUUUAGAGGCUAUGGAAAUCGAAGUUUCUUAAUCUAUAAGGGUUUCUAGUUAUGGUCUUUA